Messenger RNA from Tripterygium wilfordii, 246 nucleotides. RefSeq lists its product as uncharacterized. NCBI's taxonomy places the organism in Eukaryota, Viridiplantae, Streptophyta, Magnoliopsida, Celastrales, Celastraceae. The record is from RefSeq and is a predicted model, not a curated record. The coding region runs from base 1 to 246 and encodes 81 amino acids. The transcript has a single exon.
AUGUCAGGGGUACAGGGAGCACGGCCGCCGGAGUACGAGACACCAACGACAUACGAGUCAGUGGCAGGAGGAGAGAACAGGACCAAGACGGAUAUCAGGUCAAAGGAGGACCAGGGUCCCAUCCAGAUUGACAAACAACAGGACAAGAUCGAGGAUUUUAUUGCUGCUGCAAGCCAAGAUGACCCUGUUCUUGAUGCUGAUAAAGAUGAUAAGAAGCCAGACUUGGGCGUCACCGGCACUGGCUAA